Messenger RNA from Cotesia congregata, 1458 nucleotides. The record is from the annotation of a GenBank genome assembly. NCBI's taxonomy places the organism in Eukaryota, Metazoa, Arthropoda, Insecta, Hymenoptera, Braconidae.
AUGGAGGAGAGUCAGCUGUUGAUGACCGAACUACCAGCGUUAACAACAGGAGGAACGCGUGGUACUUUGCUCCACAGGUCUGGGCAAAUUUAUCACCUGUACCAGCCCCACCUGACACUGACGACACCCCAGCAUCAGUCACGGCAAAAUUCCGUGAGUAUACACAGCUACAUGAAUGGCGGGGGUGCUACCAAUUUGACCAAAUACAAGCACGGGAGUGUCGUGAGACGGAAAACUCUGGAGGAAAGGAGUGAAGACGCCGCGCCCACAAGCACUCACAUCUCCUGUCUUUACCCGGAAAUAUUGGCUCUGAUAUUCAGCUACUUGAAUGUCAGGGAUAAAGGCCGGUCGGCUCAGGUCUGUGUGGCUUGGAGAGAUGCUGCAUACCACCGCUCGGUCUGGAGAGGGGUUGAGGCUAGGUUGCACCUGAGGAAACCCUCCCCGGUGGUUUUUGCGAGCUUGGUCAGACGGGGAGUCAAGAAGGUCCAAAUAUUGUCGCUAAAAAGGGGCCUGGGAGAUGUUAUCAAGUGCAUACCCAAUCUGGAGUCGCUGAACCUCUCGGGCUGCUACAAUGUCACUGACCAGGGGUUGAACAAUGCCAUCUCGGACACCGUUACCUCGUUGACCAGGCUGGACUUGUCGCUGUGCAAGCAAGUGAGCGACCAGGCGCUCCAAAAGAUAUCUCAGAAAAUACCAAAUUUAGAAUGCCUGGAACUCGGCGGGUGCUGCAACAUCACCAACCACGGGCUGAUGCUCAUCGCCUGGGGACUUAAGAAACUCAAGUAUCUCGACCUGAGGAGCUGCUGGCAUGUCUCCGACCAGGGACUCUCCUACUUGGCGGGGUUCAACUCCAAUGAAGCUACUCUGGGUAGCAGUUUGAUGUUGGAGUACCUCGGGCUGCAGGACUGUCAGAGGCUGAGUGAUGAAGGACUCAGGCACUUGUCUACGGGAAUAGUCACCCUCAAGUCGAUAAACCUGUCGUUCUGCGUCUCGAUCACCGACUCGGGGCUCAAGCACCUCGCGAAGAUGACCAGUCUCAGGGAUCUUAAUCUUAGGUCCUGCGACAACAUCUCCGAUAUUGGUAUGGCGUAUUUAGCAGAAGGUGGCAGCAGGAUUUCCUCGCUGGACGUCUCCUUCUGCGACAAGAUCGGCGACCAAGCGCUGGUUUAUAUCUCACAGGGUCUGUUCAAUCUUAAGUUACUGUCCAUGUCCGCUUGUUCUGUGAGUGACGAGGGGAUUUGCAAAAUCGCGGAGACUCUUCUUGAGCUGGGCACUCUCAAUGUUGGUCAGUGCACCAGAAUUACCGACAAGGGAAUCUCUGCGGUGUCUAAAAAUAUGAAAAACCUAACGUGCAUUGAUUUGUAUGGGUGUACUGGUAUAUCAACAAGUGGAUUACAGAAGAUUAUGAAAUUACCACAGAUCACUACUAUUAAUCUGGGAUUAUGGCACGUAAGGUGA